This is a messenger RNA of Ceratotherium simum simum (southern white rhinoceros), 8776 nucleotides long. The record is from RefSeq and is a predicted model, not a curated record. NCBI's taxonomy places the organism in Eukaryota, Metazoa, Chordata, Mammalia, Perissodactyla, Rhinocerotidae.
AUGGUGGUUCUUCCUUCUGUUACAGGCUCCACGUGGGAAAAGACAUUUCGGCAGAUUGGCUUUGAAAGCUUAAAGGGAGCCGACGCUGGCAAUGGGAUCAGAGUGUUUGUACCUGAUAUCGGGAUGUUCAUUGCUAGUCUGACCAUCUGGCUCGUCUGUAGGAACAUUGUUCAGAAACCAGUGACAGAAGAAGCAGCACAGUGUAACCCGGAGUUUGAAAAUGAAGAAUUGGCUGGAGGAGAAAAAAUAGAUUCAGAAGAGGCACUGAUCUAUGAAGAGGAUUUAGGCGAAGGAGAUGAUGUUGAAGGCGAGUUGGAAGACAGCACAAAGUUAAAAAUGUUCCGCAGGCUUGCCUCUGUGGCUUCCAAGCUUAAGGAGUUUAUUGGCAACAUGAUAACCACCGCUGGAAAAGUUGUUGUGACGAUUUUACUGGGGUCAUCAGGGAUGAUGCUACCAUCUUUGACCUCAUCUGUGUACUUUUUUGUAUUUUUGGGUCUGUGCACCUGGUGGUCCUGGUGCCGGACGUUCGACCCCUUGCUGUUCGGCUGUCUCUGCGUUCUUCUGGCUAUUUUCACUGCGGGCCACUUGAUCGGACUUUAUUUGUACCAGUUCCAGUUCUUUCAGGAAGCGGUCCCACCCGAUGACUACUAUGCACGGUUGUUUGGUAUAAAAUCAGUAAUUCAAACAGACUGUUCCAGCACGUGGAAGAUCAUUGCAAACCCAGAUCUGUCCUGGUAUCACCAUGCCAACCCCAUCCUACUGCUGGUGAUGUACUACACGCUGGCAACUCUGAUCCGCAUCUGGCUGCAGGAACCCCUUGUGCAGGAUGAGAGGACCAAGGAGGAGGACAGAGCCCUGGCUUGUAGCCCCCUGCAGAUAACCGCUGAGAGGAGGCGGAGCCUGUGGUACGCGACCCAUUACCCAACCGAUGAGAGAAAACUUUUAUCCAUGACUCAAGAUGACUACAAACCAUCUGAUGGUCUACUGGUGACUGUGAACGGCAAUCCUGUGGACUACCGCACCAUCCACCCCGGUCUUCCCAUAGAGAACGGCCCCGCCAAAGCUGACCUGUACUCCACCCCGCAGUACCGGUGGGAGCCCUCCGAUGACUCCUUGGAAAAGAAAGAGGAAGAAGAGGAUGAGAAAGAAGAAUUUGAAGAGGAAAGGAGCCAUGAGGAGAAAAGAAGUGUUAAAGUUCACGCCAUGGUCUCUGUGUUCCAGUUUAUUAUGAAACAAAGUUACAUCUGUGCCCUUAUUGCUAUGAUGGCUUGGAGCAUCACCUACCACAGCUGGUUGACUUUCGUGCUGUUGAUCUGGUCGUGCACUCUUUGGAUGAUUCGCAACAGGAGGAAAUAUGCCAUGAUCAGCUCUCCUUUCAUGGUGGUUUAUGGAAAUCUGCUGCUGAUAUUACAGUAUAUAUGGAGUUUUGAACUUCCUGAAAUUAAAAAGGUCCCAGGAUUUUUAGAAAAGAAAGAGCCAGGAGAACUUGCCUCAAAGAUACUUUUCACCAUUACUUUUUGGCUACUGCUGAGGCAGCACCUCACAGAGCAAAAAGCUCUUCGGGAAAAGGAAGCUCUUUUAUCAGAGGUCAAAAUUGGAAGUCAGGAAAAUGAAGAAAAAGAUGACGAGCAAGAUAUACAGGUGGAAGGAGAGGCCGAAGAGAAGGAGGAAGAAGAGGAAGCAAAGGAAAAAAAGCAGGAGAGAAAGAAGGAAGAGGAAGAGGAAGUGGAGGAAGACGAUGACCAAGACAUCAUGAAGGUGCUGGGCAAUCUGGUGGUGGCCAUGUUCAUCAAGUACUGGAUCUACGUCUGUGGAGGAAUGUUCUUCUUCGUCAGCUUCGAGGGUAAAAUUGUGAUGUACAAAAUCAUCUACAUGGUGCUGUUUCUGUUCUGUGUGGCCUUGUAUCAGGUGCACUAUGAAUGGUGGAGGCGAAUGCUCAAAUAUUUUUGGAUGUCAGUGGUUAUCUAUACUAUGCUGGUGCUCAUCUUUAUAUACACUUAUCAGUUUGAAAAUUUCCCAGGCCUGUGGCAAAAUAUGACUGGAUUAAAAAAAGAAAAGCUUGAGGAUCUUGGCUUAAAACAGUUUACCGUGGCUGAACUAUUCACUCGAAUAUUCAUCCCAACCUCCUUUCUGCUGGUGUGCAUUUUACACCUUCACUAUUUCCAUGAUCGGUUCCUGGAACUCACAGACCUAAAGUCCAUUCCCAGCAAGGAAGACAGCACCAUUUACAGACUGGCCCACCCUGAAGGAAGCCUUCCGGACCUUGCCAUGAUGAAUCUGACCGCCAGCCUAGAGAAGCCAGAGAUGAAGAAGGUGGCUGAGCCUGGUGAGGAGAAACUGGAGGUAUGCCUUGAAAAAGCUGAGAAGGGUGAGCUUGGGAAAGACAGCGAGGAGGAAGAGGAGGAGGAAGAGGAAGAGGAGGAGGAAGAGACCUCAGAUUUAAGGAACAAAUGGCAUCUGGUGAUUGACCGCCUUACUGUGCUCUUCUUAAAAUUCCUGGAAUAUUUUCACAAGCUGCAGGUGUUCAUGUGGUGGAUUUUGGAAUUGCAUAUCAUCAAAAUUGUUUCAUCGUACAUUAUCUGGGUUUCUGUGAAAGAGGUGUCUCUGUUCAACUAUGUAUUUUUGAUUUCUUGGGCUUUUGCUCUGCCAUACGCCAAGCUACGCCGUCUGGCUUCAAGUGUCUGCACUGUCUGGACGUGUGUGAUCAUCGUCUGCAAAAUGUUGUACCAGCUGCAAACCAUUAAGCCUGAGAACUUUUCUGUUAACUGUUCCUUGCCAAAUGAAAACCAAACGAAUGUCCCCCUCCAGCAGUUGAACAAGUCGCUGCUCUACAACGCUCCUAUUGACCCGACAGAGUGGGUCGGCCUGAGGAAGUCCUCCCCUUUGCUGGUGUACCUGAGGAAUAAUCUCCUGAUGCUGGCCAUUCUGGCCUUUGAGGUUACAAUUUACCGCCAUCAGGAAUACUACCGAGGUCGAAACAAUCUCACGGCCCCUGUGUCUAAAACCAUCUUUCAUGACAUCACAAGACUCCAUCUGGAUGAUGGACUUAUUAAUUGUGCCAAAUAUUUCAUAAAUUACUUCUUCUACAAGUUUGGUCUAGAGACCUGUUUCCUAAUGUCAGUUAACGUCAUUGGGCAGCGAAUGGACUUCUAUGCCAUGAUUCACGCCUGCUGGUUGAUCGCUGUCUUGUAUCGACGCAGAAGGAAAGCCAUUGCAGAGAUCUGGCCCAAGUACUGCUGCUUCCUGGCCUGCAUCCUCACGUUCCAGUACCUCAUCUGCAUCGGCAUCCCUCCGGCUCCUUGCAGAGAUUACCCGUGGAGAUUCAAGGGUGCCAGCUUCAACGACAACAUCAUUAAGUGGCUGUACUUCCCAGACUUCAUUGUGCGGCCCAACCCAGUGUUCCUCAUCUAUGACUUCAUGCUGCUUCUGUGUGCCUCCUUACAAAGGCAAAUUUUUGAGGAUGAAAAUAAGGCUGCAGUGCGAAUCAUGGCAGGAGACAAUGUUGAGAUUUGCAUGAACCUUGACGCCGCCUCCUUCAGCCAACAUAACCCUGUUCCAGACUUCAUUCACUGCAGAUCAUACUUAGACAUGUCCAAAGUAAUCAUCUUCAGCUACCUCUUCUGGUUCGUGCUCACCAUCAUCUUCAUCACCGGGACCACCAGGAUCAGCAUCUUUUGCAUGGGUUACUUGGUGGCCUGCUUCUAUUUCCUGCUCUUUGGGGGCGAUUUGCUAUUGAAACCCAUCAGGAGCAUCCUGCGCUAUUGGGACUGGCUGAUUGCAUACAACGUUUUUGUGAUUACAAUGAAAAACAUACUAUCAAUAGGAGCAUGUGGAUACAUUGAAAAAUUGGUUCAAAAUAGUUGCUGGUUGAUCCAAGCUUUCAGCCUGGCCUGCACAGUCAAAGGCUAUAAAAUGCCUGAUGACGACUCCUCCUGUAAACUGCCCAGUGGUGAAGCAGGAAUUAUCUGGGACAGCAUAUGUUUUGCCUUCCUCCUGCUGCAAAGAAGAGUUUUCAUGAGUUACUAUUUUCUACAUGUCGUGGCAGAUAUAAAAGCUUCACAGAUCCUGGCAUCAAGAGGGGCUGAACUUUUCCAGGCCACAAUUGUGAAGGCUGUAAAGGCCAGAAUUGAGGAAGAGAAAAAGUCAAUGGACCAGCUGAAGAGACAGAUGGAUCGCAUCAAGGCCAGGCAACAGAAAUACAAAAAGGGUAAGGAGAGGAUGCUGAGCUUGACCCAGGAGUCAGGGGAAGGCCAAGACAUCCAAAAGCUCUCUGAAGAGGAUGACGAAAGAGAAGCAGACAAACAGAAAGCCAAGGGCAAAAAAAAGCAGUGGUGGCGGCCUUGGGUCGAUCAUGCUUCCAUGGUCAGGAGUGGAGAUUAUUAUUUGUUUGAAACGGAUAGUGAAGAGGAGGAAGAGGAAGAAUUUAGAAAGGAAGAUGAAGAACCUCCAAGAAGGUCAGCUUUCCAGUUUGUUUAUCAAGCCUGGAUUACUGACCCUAAAACAGCACUCCGUCAGAGGCGCAAAGAGAAAAAAAGGUCUGCAAGAGAAGGUCAGAAACGCAGGAGAAAGGGAUCUGGGGAGGGUCCCGUAGAGUGGGAAGAUCGAGAGGAUGAACCAGUCAAAAAGAAGUCUGAUGGACCAGAUAAUAUCAUCAAGAGAAUAUUUAAUAUUUUGAAAUUUACCUGGGUCCUGUUUCUGGCAACAGUGGAUAGUUUCACAACUUGGCUUAACUCCAUUUCAAGGGAGCAUAUUGAUAUAUCCACCGUUCUGAGAAUUGAAAGAUGCAUGCUGACCAGAGAAAUUAAAAAGGGCAACGUUCCCACUCGGGAGAGCAUCCACAUGUACUAUCAGAACCACAUCAUGAACCUGUCCCGAGAGUCUGGACUGGACACCAUUGACGACCGUCCUGGUGCUGCUUCAGGUGCACAGACAGCCCACAGGAUGGAUAGCUUAGAUUCACAUGACAGUAUCUCCAGCUGCUACACUGAAGCAACCAUGCUGUUCUCAAGGCAGUCUACCCUUGAUGAUUUAGAUGGACCAGAAACUGUUCCUAAAACAAGUGAGCGUGCUCGACCUAGGCUCCGUAAAAUGUUCAGCAUGGAUAUGUCCUCCUCAUCAGCUGACAGUGGCAGUUUAGCAUCCAGCGAGCCCACCCAGUGCACCAUACUGUCCUCGCGCCAGGGGACCACGGAAACCAUCGAGGAGGUGGAAGCCGAGCAGGACGAGGAAGCCGAGAGGGACGAGGAGGCCGAGGAGGCGGGGGUCGGGGACGCAGACGAGGCGGGUGAGGAGGCCCCCGAGGAUGGUGAGGAGGGCGACGAGGAAGCCCCGCCGUCCUACAGCAAGGCCGUCAGCCUGGAGCGCCUGUCCUUGGACUCGCGGGAUGGCUCUGCAGGCCGGAACCACAUGGCGGUCAGCCCCGACGACAGCCGCUCCGACAGGCUGGAGUCCAGCAUCUUACCGCCCCUGACUCACGAGCUGACGGCCAGCGAGCUGCUGCUGAACAAGAUGUUCCAUGACGAUGAGCUCGAGGAGUCGGAGAAAUUCUACAUUGGCCAGCCCCGGUUCUUGCUGCUGUUCUAUGCCAUGUACAACACGCUGGUGGCCCGCUCAGAAAUGGUGUGCUAUUUCGUGAUCAUCCUCAACCACAUGGUCUCUGCCUCCAUGAUCACCCUGGUGCUUCCCAUUCUGAUCUUCCUCUGGGCCAUGCUGUCUGUCCCUAGGCCUAGCAAACGGUUCUGGAUGAUGGCCAUUGUCUACACAGAGGUGGCCAUUGUGGUCAAGUAUUUCUUUCAAUUUGGGUUCUUUCCCUGGAACAAGAAUGUGGAAUUGCACAAAGAUAAACCUUACCACCCACCUAAUAUCAUAGGAGUGGAGAAGAAAGAAGGUUAUGUCCUUUAUGAUCUCAUUCAGCUCCUGGCUCUGUUUUUCCAUCGAUCAAUUUUGAAGUGCCACGGCUUGUGGGAUGAAGAUGACGUCUCUGACAGUGGCAUGGACAAGGAAGAGUCAGAUGAUGAGCUCUCCCUCAGUCACGGCCGAAGAGCCUCCUCCGAUUCUCUGAAAUCCAUCAACCUGGCUGCGUCCGCGGAGUCGGUGCACGUGACCUUCCCAGAGCAGCUGGCGGCUGUCCGGAGGAAGCGCUCCGGCAGCAGCUCCCAGACGUCGCAUAGGUCCAGCUUUUCUUCAAACAGAUCCAAAAGAGGCAGCACAAGCACCCGAAACAGCAGUCAAAAAGGAAGUAGUGUUUUGAGCGUUAAGCAAAAAAGCAAAAGAGAGCUUUAUAUGGAAAAGCUUCAAGAACAUUUAAUCAAAGCAAAAGCAUUUACUAUAAAGAAGACUCUGCAAAUAUACGUGCCCAUCAGACAGUUCUUCUACGACCUCAUCCACCCAGACUACAGCGCUGUGACUGAUGUGUACGUGCUCAUGUUCCUGGCUGACACUGUCGACUUCGUCAUCAUCGUCUUUGGCUUUUGGGCCUUUGGGAAACACUCAGCAGCAGCAGACAUCACCUCCUCGCUGUCCGAGGACCAGGUCCCUGGGCCGUUUUUGGUGAUGGUCCUCAUUCAGUUUGGAACCAUGGUGGUGGACCGAGCACUGUACCUCAGGAAGACUGUAUUGGGAAAGGUCAUUUUCCAGGUCAUUCUUGUGUUUGGAAUUCACUUCUGGAUGUUCUUCAUCUUGCCCGGUGUGACUGAGAGGAAAUUCAGCCAGAAUCUGGUGGCUCAGCUUUGGUACUUUGUGAAGUGUGUUUACUUCGGGUUGUCUGCCUACCAAAUCCGUUGUGGUUACCCAACGCGCGUCCUUGGAAACUUCCUCACAAAGAGUUACAAUUAUGUCAACCUCUUCUUGUUUCAGGGGUUCCGCCUCGUUCCGUUUUUGACUGAGCUGAGGGCCGUGAUGGACUGGGUGUGGACAGACACGACCUUGAGCCUCUCCAGCUGGAUCUGUGUGGAGGACAUCUAUGCUCACAUAUUCAUCCUGAAGUGUUGGCGGGAGUCAGAAAAAAGAUACCCACAGCCGCGGGGGCAGAAGAAGAAGAAAGUGGUGAAGUACGGCAUGGGGGGCAUGAUCAUCGUGCUGCUCAUCUGCAUUGUCUGGUUUCCUCUUCUCUUCAUGUCUCUGAUCAAAUCUGUCGCUGGGGUGAUCAACCAGCCCCUGGACGUCUCGGUCACAAUCACCCUGGGAGGGUACCAGCCUAUUUUCACGAUGAGUGCCCAGCAAAGCCAGUUGAAAGUUAUGGACCAGCCAAAGUUUAAUAAAUUUGUGAAAUCUUUUUCUAGGGACACUGGUGCCAUGCAAUUUCUGGAAAAUUAUGAAAAAGAAGACAUAACAGUAGCAGAACUGGAAGGAAACUCAAAUUCUUUGUGGACCAUCAGCCCUCCCAGUAAGCAGAAAAUGAUACAGGAACUCAUGGACCCCAAUAGUAGCUUCUCUGUUGUUUUUUCCUGGAGUAUUCAGAGAAACAUGAGUCUGGGUGCAAAAGCAGAAAUAGCAACAGACAAGCUUUCUUUUCCUCUUAAAAACACUACGCGAGAGAAUAUAGCUAAAAUGAUAGCUGGCAACGACACAGAAAGUUCCAAAACACCGGUGACUAUAGAAAAGAUCUACCCAUAUUACGUGAAAGCGCCCAGUGAUUCUAACUCAAAACCCAUAAAGCAACUUCUGUCUGAAAAUAAUUUCAUGAAUAUCACCAUCAUUUUGUCCAGAGACACUUCAACUAAAUCUAACAGUGAGUGGUGGGUUCUCAACCUGACUGGAAACAGAAUAUACAACCAGCAUGCUCAGGCCUUGGAGCUGGUGGUCUUCAAUGACAAAGUCAGCCCCCCUAGCCUGGGGUUCCUGGCUGGCUAUGGUAUCAUGGGACUGUAUGCUUCAGUUGUCCUCGUGAUUGGGAAGUUUGUCCGUGAAUUCUUCAGUGGAAUUUCUCACUCCAUCAUGUUUGAAGAGCUUCCAAAUGUCGAUCGAAUUUUGAAGUUGUGCACAGAUAUUUUUUUGGUUCGAGAGACAGGGGAACUGGAACUAGAGGAAGAUCUCUAUGCCAAAUUAAUAUUCCUGUACCGUUCACCAGAAACCAUGAUCAAAUGGACCAGGGAAAAAACAAAUUGAUACCUUAGGACACAGACUGCAAAUCAAGUUAACAUUUGAAUUUUCAAAAAAAAAAAAAAGCACAAUAUUCUCAUAAGAGCUAAACAUUUCUAGUUCGAUGGAAAUGGUUUCUCUUCUGGCAGGUGGCCAAAAGGAGUCAACUUCCUUUUGCAAUCAAGCUACCUUGCAAGUUAAGGCGCUAUUGAAAAAGUUAUUUGUAAUUCCAUUUCUCUGCAGUCAGGGCUACUUGCUUUAUGUUUAGUCAACGGUGUCUUGCAUUCUGAUUGACUACGUGAAGGAAUCAUUGAUGGGUCUCUUCCCUCAGAGAAACAGAAGAGAGGGAGAACGAAGAGGAGAGACUCCCGUGUUCUCCCGUGCAGGGCCCGUGGCCCCUCCUGCAGAGAUGCUGUGAUGCAGUAUACAGCGCUCUGUCGCCAAAGGGGAGGCUGCUGUGAGGAGAACAGAUGGGCCUCAGCACACCCCGAAAGGCAGCAGCAAUAGCAGGCUGAAAAUUCCUGAACAAUUCUGAGGGGAGAGAGACAGGGAGCCGAUGGCUGUGAAGACGCCAGUGGAAGGAUAAGCCUCAUUCUAAGCAAAAAGUGAUAUUAGCGACACUCUUACUGCCUUAUCUGAACUGAAGACUCAUAAGAAAUCUUUCCAUUAAACACCAGUGACGUCUCAGGAAAAAAAA